AUGGUUCUAACUGCAUUUGGUGACAUCGGUAAAUCUUCUAAGGACAUCUUCACCAAAUAUUUCAAAAAUAAUCUCGUCAACUUUGAUUUUAAGUCGAAGACCGACGAUGACGUUGAUGUUCACAUUCAAUGCAACGAAGAUAACUCUCAAAUACUUGCUUCAGCUGAUAUCACCAUUAGACCCAUUGAGGGAGUCGCACUGAAGACUAAAGUUGAUUCGAGUAAUCAACUUAUUAGUGAAGUUGAAUUUAAAAAUAAAUCGUUUGACACUCAACAUAAGAUUGUUGGAACGAUCGAUCAAAAUCUAAGCAAAAAGAACUUGAAGCUCAAGAAUUGCUUCAAAAGGGAGAAUUUCAACGCCGAAGUGGAAAUGGACUUCGCCUCAAAGUUACCAGUGACAACCGCUUCUUUGGCUGUUGGAGAUAAAGGUUAUAUUGCCGGUGCUCAAGUGAUGGUUGAUAGUGAUGGGUUUAAAGUCACAAACCAUUCAUACUCUGUUGGAUAUAUCGGAAAUAAAUUCGAAACGUACGGUUUCUUCAAUAACAAUAAGGAAGUGGAGUGGAGACUAUUUCAGUCCUAUAAGCAAUUUAGCCUAGGGUGGAUGUUUGGAUGGGCUGGUAAUCUAACAAAUACCCGGUUCGGAAUUGCUUCUCUGUACAAAAUCAACGAUGAAACUUUUGUAAAAGCGAAAGUGGAUCAGAAUUCUCGUCUUUCUCUUGCGUACGGCUUCAAACCCACACCCGAAACUCAAGUUGUGGUUUCCAUGAUCACAUCUCUUAAUCGGAACGACCCGGCUAGUAGCAGUGGUCUUACCUUUGAAAUCUCGAACUAA
Molecule: messenger RNA, 831 nt
Organism: Rodentolepis nana
Lineage: Eukaryota; Metazoa; Platyhelminthes; Cestoda; Cyclophyllidea; Hymenolepididae
Source: the annotation of a GenBank genome assembly